AACCGAAUCUUACAUUAAAUCGCCAUUGGGUUUGAUCUUGAAUCUUGAAAAACAAGAAACUAUGGUAACUCCACAACGGUAAACUUUGCUAUAACUAGCUGAAAAUAUAAUGUGUUGGACGGAAAGCUUUGGCGGUCCUCUAAUAGGAUGGAUUCUUGUUUAUGGGCAGCGAGAAAGAAGUCCAAAGUGAAGAGAUCUUGUCUGUAUCAUUUACACAAGCACGCCCAUUUGCAGAAGAAAAACAGGGAAUAGAGGCGAUCUCUUCAAUCCAAGCUGAGUUGGAACACCCAACUCAAGAAAUAUGUAGCCCUCAAGAUAACAAGGAACAAAGAUAGUUAUAGAUUAGAAUCUAUAGUCCUUAAAGUAAUAGCACAGGCUGAUCCAGAGGACAAAGAAUGUGUGGUUAAAUUGCUCGAUGAUUUCACAAACAGUUUGGUUUGGGUAAUACUGUUCGAGUCCCAAUAAAGAUUGAAGACGAAGAUGGAUGGAGAAUUGGAUUCAGUUGGUAGCAAUAAAAAUAAUUCACGUAAGGGGAGACGUUUGCCUAAAAAAUUUACUUGUAGAUUUUGUAACAGGUUAUUUUCUACAUCACAUGCUCGUAAUGGUCAUCUGCAAAUCCAUCGGCGAGAGAGAGAUAAUGAGAACAAGGCAAAUGAUCUUCUGGAACAGAAAGGUGGAAGCGGUUCUUGGAUGAUGAAUGGAGAUGUAGCAGCUCAAAAUAAUGCAUCCAUCCCGGAAGGAGUGCAGACACAUGUUGAGCUAUCUAGUCCACCACAAGUCCAGACAUGGCCUCAAGCUGGCAGUCCAUCUUCACUCUCAGCAUAAUCAAACCAGAAUGUAGGAGGAGGAAUUUCAGGAGUUGAACCAUCUUCAGAAUCUGAGCAACAGAAACAGUUUCAGAGUGUGGAUCCUCCUCAUCAACCAAGGCAAGAGAUGGUGAAGACUACGAAUGGGCAGAAGGAAAAGAAAUUUUCAGAGACUUUAGAGCCAUGGCGGCAAAUGAAAAGAAGAAGAAAACUUCGCAAGGGUUAUAGAAGAGGGUGGAUGGGAGGGCCUGAAAAUGGGCAGUACAAUUACAGAGGUGUUAGGCAGAGGACGUGGGGUAAAUGGGUGGCUGAAAUCAAGGAGCCCAAUGGAGGAAAGCGCCUGUGGCUUGGCACCUAUGAAACGCCCCAGGAGGCCGCUCUUGCAUAUGACCGUGCGGCUCUAAACAUUUAUGGGUCUUCUGCCUACCUUAAUUAUCCUCCUUCUUCUCCUUCUCCUCCUCCUCAGCUACAAAGUAUCAAUACAUGUACUGAUAUGAAUCCUGUUAGAGAGCAGUGUUCCAGCUCUCGUGAGCUGCAUGACAGUGAUAUAAAACUAGAAGGGUUUUAUGAGGAUAUUCUGCGACACCCUCUAGCAGAUAUAUAGUCUUCUGGAUGCAUUGCCACAGGUGAUUUCUUGUUUAAUCCUCAGGGGGAGAACAAUCAAGACAGGGCUGUAAAUCACUUGGGCUUAAUGAUUGAACUCCUUGGUGUGACGCCCAAGAGAGUUGCUCUGGGUUGCAGGCAUUCUAAGAUUUCUUCGACAAUAAAGGUCAUCUAAAAGGAUAUAGGAAGGUACAAUUUCGGUCAUUGAUCUAUGUGCAUAGAGAUAAAUUUGGGUUUGCCUGAAAAGGAUGCAGAUGAUUUGAGGGUUUUCUUGUUCCUCUCUUAAGAUCAUCCGUUUGAGUUGGUUGAUUCCACAAUUGUCAUCUUUUAUCCUUAAGAAUUUCUACUGUUUGCUUAUUUUAGUUAAGAUAUAAAACAAUCAUCAAUAGUGGUUAAUAUUUGGUAGAAUCCCUAAGAGCACUGAUUUGAAUCUA
This is a messenger RNA of Cryptomeria japonica (Japanese cedar), 1843 nucleotides long. RefSeq names its product dehydration-responsive element-binding protein 2D. The record is from RefSeq and is a predicted model, not a curated record. Gene Ontology annotation, molecular function: transcription cis-regulatory region binding; DNA-binding transcription factor activity. The transcript is spliced from 4 exons. NCBI's taxonomy places the organism in Eukaryota, Viridiplantae, Streptophyta, Pinopsida, Cupressales, Cupressaceae. Gene Ontology annotation, biological process: positive regulation of DNA-templated transcription; response to stress. The coding region runs from base 481 to 825 and encodes 114 amino acids. Gene Ontology annotation, cellular component: nucleus.